Haemonchus placei is the source of this 1203-nucleotide messenger RNA. Lineage: Eukaryota; Metazoa; Nematoda; Chromadorea; Rhabditida; Trichostrongylidae. The record is from the annotation of a GenBank genome assembly.
AUGCACGUGGUAAUUAUCCAUCCAGAACAGUGGAAUGGCGGUUCAGAUCGGUGUACGGUAGCACUUAUAAGACAUUUUGUUUCAAAAGGGUGCAAGGUAACUUGGCUUACUACAAUGAUUGACGAGUACUGGAAGGAUCACAAAUUCGACGGCGUCGAUAUUCACGAAGUUGGGCUGAAACUUCAUCCAGGCGAUUGGUGGAGUCAGAACGUGGCCCUCGGCUGGUAUCUCGUCUUCAACAAUAUCAAACCCGAUUUGGUGGUCAUCGACCAUUCGGCAAGUUGUGUUCCUCUCAUCAAAUGGCGUUACCCUAGUUGUAAAGUGUUGUUCUACUGUCAUUUUCCACAACAACUCGUCACACCGUCAAGAUUCUUUUUGUAUAGAUGGUACUCGAGUUUAAUUGGCGUCAUCGAAGAGCAUCUCUUCCAACAUACCGACGUCAUUAUGGUCAACAGUCAUUUUACAGCCUCACAGUUCAGUCGCGUAAUGCCCCGCAUUGAAAAAAGUAAAAUCCGUGUCGUCUACCCGCCAUGUGACGUUGACUCGAUUGUUAUAUCGGCCGAAAAACCGAUGAGUCGUCGAGAUCGACCACAAAACGAUGUGUACGUGUUCAUGUCAAUGAACAGAUUUUGGCCUGAAAAACGUCUUGACAUCAUUAUCGAGGCAGCCUCAUUACUAAAAAAACGCGGGUACAAGUUUUUGGUGCAAUUGGCCGGCUCUGUGAUGCCGCAUAUACCAGAAAGUCGAAUAUAUUACGAAUUACUUCAGAAAAUGACAAGGGCAAGUGAUCAUCAGUGUAGUAUCGUCCUGAAUUACCAGAGUGAUCUCGACGUCGAAGAUGUCGUCGAAUUCAUUCCCUCACCGUCCGAAUGUCAAAAAUUCGAAUUGUACAGGAAAUGCGAUUCGGCCCUCUAUACACCACCAAACGAGCAUUUCGGCAUUGUACCAAUCGAGGCAUUGGACCAACGUCGGCCUGUGAUCGUGUGCGACAGUGGUGGUCCGGCCGAAACCGUCAUAGAAGACGUCACAGGCAGCAAGAUAAUGAAACCGACGGGGGAACUGCUUGCCGAAGCGAUGGUGCACCACAUCAAGAAACAAGACUGGCCAGCCCUCGACUGCGACGAAACUUACGAGAAACAAGUAAAAUUAACAGUAACGAAGCAAUAUAAUGAGAAAAACCCUCAGUAUGUGCCCUGGUUGUGA